This is a messenger RNA of Xiphophorus hellerii (green swordtail), 3592 nucleotides long. RefSeq lists its product as uncharacterized. The transcript is spliced from 5 exons. The record is from RefSeq and is a predicted model, not a curated record. The coding region runs from base 1607 to 3172 and encodes 521 amino acids. Lineage: Eukaryota; Metazoa; Chordata; Actinopteri; Cyprinodontiformes; Poeciliidae.
ACCUGCUCCGAUUAAACCCUAAUUUACUAAUCUACAAAGGAAAUGUUUACUUGCAAUUUCUGUGGCAAUUUGGCUAAAACAUUAAGACUUUAUUUACUUCAUUGUAAGCUACAUCGAAAUGAGCCGCGAUGUUUAUUUAAAUGCGCUGCUGCUGGUUGCAAAGACACGUUCUUGCGUUAUGAAGCGUUGAAGGCUCAUUUUUAUCGGAAACACAACACCUCUGGUCCUAGUAGCGUCGGAACGGUUGUUACCGACUUUAAAUGCUCGUUGGCAUUGUGUGACCACCAGUGUCAAACUACUAAGGCUCUAAUAGCUCACUUGAAGCAUCAUAUUGUGGAAGGGCGUGUUGUGAAUUGUCCUUUCAGAGGAUGCAAAAAAGUUUUUCAUGUGAAGUCCUCGUUUACUGCCCACAUUUCCCGGAAACACAGAGAUCUUGCAGAUAAUAUCCAUGACUCAUACAAAUGUUCUGGUUCUCAGUCAUUAUCUGUUCACAAUGAUCCAGAUAACAUCGAGUCGCAAGGAAAUGAGAUUAUUUUACAGACAGCUCCAAAUGAAAGUGAUAAUGAUAUUACUGAGGAUUUCAGUGAUCUUUUUUUUAGAAAUGUCUCUCUAUUUUACUUGAAAUUGCAAGGGCAGUUUCUAUUACCAGCUUCAACCAUCCAGAAUAUUGUUGAGGAGAUACAAAAUAUACACGAGUUGGGCCAGACAUACUGUUUGAGCAAACUUUGGUCACUGCUAAAAAAUGAGACACCAUUAUCAGAUGAAGACAUCACCAACAUUUGUGAGUCUGUCAAGGGAUCUGAUCUAUUCUCUAUAUGCCAUACUGGGCCGAUGAGGACAGCACACUCAAGAGUGCAAACCUUCAAAAAAAACUUCAACUAUGUUGAGCCUAAGAAAAUAUUUUUAGGAAGAGAUGAAAACAGAACAGAUAGGUUUGCCUACUAUGUUCCUCUGAGGAAGACUUUGAAAUGUUUGUUGGAGUCUGAUCUGUGGAAGAAAUCAAGGCAGCACACGUCUGAGUCUCCUUCAGACAUUUUAAGUGACAUUAAUGAUGGUCAGAUAUACAAAUUCAACAACUUUUUUGUGGAGAAUCCAUCAUGUCUCAAGCUAAUACUGUACCAAGAUGCAUUUGAAGUGGUUAAUCCUUUAGGCUCAGCAAAGACGAGACAUAAGAUAUUAGCCGUGUAUGUGUCUGUUGCCAACUUGCCACUUCAUGUACGGUCUGACACAGACCACAUGUCACUGGUUUUAUUGUGCAAGGAAAAAGAUUUCAAGGAAUUUGGGCAUUCUAAAGUUCUUUCUGAGUUACUAGAAGACCUGAGGCUGUUGGAGGAAAAUGGGAUUGUAAUGGUUGAUGAAACGGUAGUUAAAGGAACUGUAUUUUGCAUUGCUGGAGAUAAUCUAGGCUCACAUUGCAUUGGUGGGUUCUCUGAAAAUUUCAGUCGCACACAGCAUUUCUGCAGAUACUGCUUAAUAACCCGAUCAGAAUUUCAGGGUGAGGACCCAAAUGUGUGUGGACCACUCCGCACUAUUGACAGGUACAACUCUGCUCUUGAUGAACUCCAGACAGCUGAGGAACCGGACGUAGAAGGUGUAAAGUUCAGAUAUGGAUGAUGACUCCCGAAGCCUCACACGCAGGGUUAUUUAUGAGGGGUUGGCAGAUCUCCCAGUCUCAACUCUACAGACUUUGGAGGACACACUAGAAUCUUUGGGGGUGGAGACCAAUGAAGAUUUUCAGUAUAUUAAUGAAAAUGAUCUGAGAUCUGUACUAACACCAAUUCAAGCAAGGAAGUUACUGAAAGCUUCGAAACAAACCACACAGACCAGUGGAAUUUCCAGUGAGCCAUCUCUGUCGUUGUCAUCUCCUUCUACAACCAGCACAUCGUCUGCCUCUUCAUUUUCUAUACAUUCCACGCCAGUAGAUUGGGUUGACACUUUUCAAAUUCCUUGGAACAGGUUUCCAGAGAACUUGAUUGAGUGUUUUGAGAAUGAGGCAAGGCCGAAACCCCACCUUCGAAGAGAAAUGAUUCGGAUUGUUGUUGCUUCAAUGAUGGAGGUGUGUGCUUCUCCUCGCAAGCAAGAAACCACAGAAGUGGCGAAAAAAUUGAUAGCAAAAUAUCCACUUUCACUCCAAGAUAUUAUUGAAGGUGAUAUAGUGGGCCCAGGGUAUUAUUCACUCGUCAAGCAACUACAAAAUCGUAUAGAAAAUUUGAGACGGGUUUCAAAACCAAAAAUAAGGAAGCGUAAAAACAUGUUAGAUGAAGAUGGCACAGUCCCACCAGAGCAAAAUGCAGCUGUUCAGGACAUUUACGGUUGUAUAAAGUGGGACAUGGAAGUCAUGCCAAUCCAGGAGACAGCAGAGACACAGAAAGAGAAAAAAGUCAAAUUGAAAAUGCUAAGUGAAGAAAAUAACUUAAAUUCGGACGAGAUAAGAGAUCUUAUGCAGAGAACCUACUACACUCAAAGGAAAGAAAUAAACCAGGGAAAAGACCUACAAAUUAUGGUGAAGGAGUGGCCCUUCCUGUUUCAGGAAAUUGGUAUGACGAUCCACUUCCAGGAGCUUACUGGAGUAAAUCUACUAGAGACUUUCCAUAAAAAUCUCGAAAAAAAGGGUAAAAGACUUCUGGACUACUUAAGGACUGUCUCGGCCCACAAAAUUAAACGAGUUCUUCAAACUGUCCGAAACCUGGAUAUUCUGAGAGGACAGGUCCAGGGCUGCUCUAAAGAGUUGAAAGAUCUUGUCCUCCUCCUUCUGUCUCAUUUCAAUGACAAAGAGGAAACCCUCUUCCACUAUGUAGAUGAGACAUGCCUAGCAGGAGAAGUAAAAGUGGACAACUUGCCUGUCACACCAUGCUUGAUUGUAUGUGGAACCUCCUGUUAUACUUCCAAGAAUUUUAUGCUUGGCAUUGACGGCAAUGUUGUGAAUGACCAAAUACCAACCUUCACAUCCGCUAUAUGUCUAAUGUUAGCAAGUUACUUUUGCUUCAACAUUCAUUAUCCGACUCAUCUGGCCUCCACACUUGAUUUCAUUCAGAGGUGCUUCCUAAACAUCAAUCCAGACCGGGGGACAAAAGUUGAAACCAAGAAGAAUAAGAAGAACGUGUCAGUGAACCCAAGGGUCCUUACCCUAAUCUCUGAAAUCGCAGAUCAUGAAUGGAGAGGGACAUAUUAAAAUGGACAUAAUAGUCCAGCAGAAAUGUAAAUUCUGAUUUCUUACACACCACUUAUAGAGCAGAAUACAAAUUUCACUGCAAGAAUAUGGUUUGCAAUCUGGAUGGAUAGAAUUUACAUUUAGUUUUCAUAUUUCUUAGUUUUAGGAUCUAUUGAAUUUAUUUUAACAGGCUUGCUGUAUGUUUUGCGGUAAUUAUAAAUGCCUGAAUAUGUAGACAAGUUCAAGACAACAGCUACUUUUGUUUCCAUCAUUGUGAGAGGCUGUUCCUUUAGUUCAGUAAAAUGAGAGAAGAGUGACUUGUAUUAUUUAUUUUAAAAUUGUAGAUUCAUUUAAUUUAGAUGCUCCAUUAAUAUCUCAGCCAGGACUGCAACUAAUGAUUCUUUUGGCUAUCAAUAAAUAUGACAAUCAUUGAAACCCAUA